AUGGGAGGUAAAUUGCAGAUUUAUAUGUUCGACGAUGCUAUUGCCUAUAAUAUUCCUGAUCCAGAAUGUACGGGUCUUUUCAACCUUUGUACUGAUGUAGAUAAAGAAAGGCUCGGUCGACAAGCGAUUCGUGUCAUUCACGAAAAACUGGACGAUGAUAAAGAUGGAUUAAUCGAACCAUCCGAAGGCAUCGAUUUUAUUCAAGGUGAAUUAGAAUUCAAAACAGAUGCCAUACGACAUAAACAAUUUCAAAACAUUAAUGUAUAUGUCACAUUCGAUGAUCUCUGGGCUCAAUGGCAGAAUAAUCCAGCGUAUAACUGGACCACAGAUAAUGUUGUCGAUUGGCUUGCAAAUUUCGUUGAUCUACCACAAUAUGUUGAAAACUUCCGCCGAAAUCAAUUUGAUGGUCGAAUGAUACCAAGAAUAGCUGCGAAUGAGAAAAUGUACAUUUCAUCAAUAAUGCACAUUCGAGAUGUACACGAUAAACGCCGACUGAUUAUCAAAGCAAUCGAUAUCGUCCUAUUCGGGCCACCGCAAAAUACGCAUAAUUUAAUGAAAGAUAUGAUUUUGAUAUCCGCAUUAUCUGCUUCGAUUGGUGGAUGUAUUUAUGCAUUUCUUCGUCAACGCCAAACGCAAGAAAAUAUGAACAUCAUGCUGAAAGAACUAGAAACUUUACAACAAGCUGAAGGUAACUUGAUCGCCGUAACUGAGAAAAUGCGAACGCGAGAAAAUGGUUGUAAGGGAAGGACCAUUUAUGUGAAUCAAAAUCUUUUACAUAAAUGGCUCAUGGAAGUUCAACAAACGAAAGAAGAAGCUAAUCGAUUUCGGCAACGUCGUGAUUCAGCAGUCGAUCACGAAAAACAAUUGAGUUUAGCGUUACAAGAAAUUGAACAAUUACAAAUUGCUUUACGUCAAGCUGAAGAACAUGCUAAACAUCAAUCGUAUGAACCAUCGAAUGAAUUGAUUGAAUUACUUAAGCGUACUUUUCAAAACGAAGAAGCAGUAUUUGAAGUGAAAAGAAAAUUAGCGGAAACAGCACUGACAACAGCACGAGAACAAAUGAACAAGAUAACUAAAAUGCAAAAAGGAUUCUUCGGUGCUGUACGUAUUGCUCAUACAAACUGUAUGGACAAUGUUGGUGAAUUAAUCAAUGCUGCCAAAGAUCGUUUGAUGGUUAUUCAUGAUGAAUAUGAAGAACGCGAACAUCGUUGGUCUCGCAUUGGUGUUCUAUUAAAUCGCGAUGAUUUCAUUACAUUUGGACCAACAACAGCGGCCACACCAACGACACAUCGUGGAAAAGAUUCGCCUCGUCUUCACUUCACGCGACAUUUCGCUUUUAAAUCACGCGAGCACAAUUUCGAAUUUCAUGCUUCAAUUAAAUUAGACGAGACAAAAUCGAACUGCAAUUAA
This is a messenger RNA of Adineta ricciae, 1410 nucleotides long. The record is from the annotation of a GenBank genome assembly. Lineage: Eukaryota; Metazoa; Rotifera; Eurotatoria; Adinetida; Adinetidae.